Rotaria sordida is the source of this 1944-nucleotide messenger RNA. Lineage: Eukaryota; Metazoa; Rotifera; Eurotatoria; Philodinida; Philodinidae. The record is from the annotation of a GenBank genome assembly.
AUGGCAAAUCAGGUCAAUGACGUUGACGACAACGAAAACAACACCAACAACGAAGUCAAUGUAUUAGAAGAAGAAGAGGAUGACAAUGAAAUAGAUUAUCAUCAGUUUCCAAUAGAGGAUCUCAAUGAUAGUGAUGGGGAUGAUGAUGAUGAAUGGUCAUUAUCUAAUUCUGAAUUAUCUCAUCAUCAUUAUGAACCACAAUGUUUAAAAAAUCUAGAUUGGAAAGAUUUCGAUGAUUGUAUUCGUACGAUAGAUAAGGAAUACUCCAAUGAAGAUGAACGUAAAGAUGAUUUUAAUGUAAGACAACAAAUGUUAAUAUUACGACGUAAAUCAAUCGAGGACAAUAUCAUACUAAGAGCUGCUUAUAAAGCUCCUGGAGUUUAUAUAUUUUCAGCAAAGAAAUUUCAAAAAAAAUCAUUAGAUUUCAUGUUACAAACAGGUGCUUACUUAUGUGUUCAAGAACUUGAUGAUGAUGAAGAAAAACAAAAACAUGUCAGUCAAGAAUAUUUAGCUUCUAUUGUCCAUCGAGUAGAAACUACAUUAAAAAAUUUACUUGAUUCAAAAUCGAUUAGCGAAGUACAAUAUACAAUGAUGAAUGUCAAUCGAUCAUUAGUACGAUUGAAUUAUUUAUAUUUCGUUCCAAGUGCAGAUGAGAUGGAUAUUACACUUCAUCCAAUUAUGGUCUGUAAUGAUGGACCAACAAUGAAUAUAGCUUGUUAUCUCAAUCGUCUUCUUGGACCAAUCUUUAAUCAAGUUACUCAUUGUACACAAUUUUCUAAAGGUAUCGAUGUCAUUCAUGCUUUGGAAUUCUAUCAGAAAAAAGGAACUCUUCAACCAACGACGUUGUUUAUAAAAUUCAAUAUUGAUAAAUUAUGUAUAACAUUCUUUCAUGAACAAGUAAUUGAAGCAUUGAAAUAUUUUCUUGAUCAUUACACAUCAAAUCAUGAUCUUAUUCAUGGUAUGACUAAUCAUACUAUUAUUGAAUUGGUUCGUCUUGUUUUGGAAAAUCAAUUUUUUAUCUAUGAUAAUAAAUUAUAUCAACAAAUGAAGGGUAGUGCUUCUGGUUCUGCAUUAACAUUUUCAUUAGUCUAUAUCUAUUUAUUCUAUUGGCGACCGGAUUUAAUGCAUAUUUUUAUAAAUCCAAAUGAAUUAUUUGGCAGAUAUCGUGAUGAAGCAUUUAUAACAUACAAUAGAUCUGAAGAUGAAUUGGAAACAUUACUUCAUACAGCAGCUACUCAAUUUCAUCUACCAUCAUUUCAGAAUAUUCUUUCUUUGGACAUAACAACAUCUUUUAUGGAUGUUACUUUUGAUUGUGAUGAUGGUAUUCUUCAUACAAGAGUUCAUCAUGAAUCGGAUUCUGGCUGCAUACCAUAUUCUUCAUUUCCAAGUGUAACUGAACGUCCUAUACAUGACAAAUCGAAAUGGUUGCGAAAAGUUUUUUAUCGUGCAGUUCGAUAUUGUUCAAAUUUGUUUUAUUGGUACCCUGACCAUCGAUUUACUCAAUUUUUGUUUGAAAAAAAUCAUUUGUCCAAAGACUUUUUUAAUCAAGUUUAUGAACAAUUUGCAAAUGAUUUCGGUAUAUUCAAAGCAAACCAACGUUUUGGUGCUGAGCAUGCACAUGAAAUUAUUCGUCAAAAACUUUUUCGUUAUGAUAAAUUUCUAGUCGAGUUGAAUAAAAAACAACAAAAACCAAAAGAAACUCUAUGCCAUCCUGUACCACUUACAGUGACAAAGUCCAAUCCAUCAUCUAUCCUACCUGAUCCGGAUAAAGAAUACAAUAAACAAUUGUACAAAGACUCUUAUGAUCCGACACGACAACUGGAAGAUGUUUGGUUCAAGAGGAUAAAAUAUGCGUCAUUUAAUUUAACUGCAAACGAUGUUCUCGUCAAUAAACGACCACCUAUUCAUCUUCUAACUUUAUCCGAAGAUAAGAACAAACACUAG